AUGUGGAGGUGGAUAACUGUUGGAUCGCAUUGGGGAAAAACUUUUAUUUAUGUUGACAAAUGCGGCAUAAUUAUCAUGAUCAUCACAUUUGUGUUAGACGUUGUUGCUGUGGCAAAAUUUAGAAAAGCCAACAAGGUGUUUUCCAACAACGCAAGCAUGUUCAUGAGUGAGGCCCAGAAAAGAAAACGUCGCAUGGAGAUCAAAUUUUUCAAACAGGCACUCUGUCAAAAUGGACUUUCUCUAAUAGCUUUCAUCAGCUACCACUUCAUAAGCCCACUAUUUGCUGAUCGCUGGUUAGUAUUUCUGACAAGCACGUUCGUCUGGCAGCUUCUGCAUGUUUUUGACGGGAUUGUCGUACUACUAUUUCAUUUUCAACCCGCUAUGUGGAGGACGAUACUGGAAAAAUUUAUAUCCGCUUUGGCUCCGCUUUGACUUCGUG
This is a messenger RNA of Cylicocyclus nassatus, 439 nucleotides long. The record is from the annotation of a GenBank genome assembly. Lineage: Eukaryota; Metazoa; Nematoda; Chromadorea; Rhabditida; Strongylidae.